This is a messenger RNA of Plodia interpunctella (Indianmeal moth), 3657 nucleotides long. Its product is annotated as lysophospholipid acyltransferase 5-like. The coding region runs from base 144 to 1610 and encodes 488 amino acids. The record is from RefSeq and is a predicted model, not a curated record. Gene Ontology annotation, cellular component: membrane. The transcript has 4 exons. Gene Ontology annotation, biological process: lipid modification; phosphatidylcholine biosynthetic process. Lineage: Eukaryota; Metazoa; Arthropoda; Insecta; Lepidoptera; Pyralidae. Gene Ontology annotation, molecular function: lysophospholipid acyltransferase activity; 1-acylglycerophosphocholine O-acyltransferase activity.
ACCAUAGAUAGAAGGGCCGCGCGCUUUGACUUGACACUUGACUGACAGGCAACGGCGAAGAUUUUCUUUCUGUCUGAUCUUUUCGUGGCUGCUGGACGUGUAGAGAAUUGUAAGAAAUAAGUGUUGCAAAUAAACCAGGGAAAAUGAUCGGAUUACUACUCAAUGUGUUAGGGUGGAUAGGACUCAGCCCUCUCCCCUAUAUUGCUGGGCUUAUUGGCAGCACUGAACCUGCACUGAAGCUUUUGUUAUCAAUAUUACUAGCUUAUCCCUACGCAUGGAUGUAUCACAAGUAUUACUGGCACUCAGACAGGAAGUCUGACAGAAAUAACCUGUUCUUUAUCAUCAUGGGCCUUGAUUUGGCAUUCUACAAUUUUGGAAUAUCCCUAUAUCAUAAUAUUAUACCUGUUGUUGUGUUGUACCUAACGACACAGAUAUCCGAGGAUGGCAAGAUUAAUGCGAUAAUAACAUUUGUAUUCAACUUAACCUAUCUAAUAGUGGGUUACAUAGUAACAGAAUCUGAAGAUUAUGAUAUCACUUGGACCAUGCCUCAUUGUGUACUAACGUUGAAACUAAUCGCAUUAUCAUUUGAUUUGUGGGAUGGUCAGUUGCUUCUUAAGGGAGAGAAGUUGUCUGCAAAUGCUCAAGAGACGGCUUUAGUGACACCCCCUACUUUCAUGGAGCUCCUCGGUUUCGUUUACUUCCCGGCUUGUUUCUUGGUUGGCCCAAUCUUCUCAUUUCAACGUUAUAAAAAAUACAUUGAAGGGAAGUUCCCCUUGGAAGCUGAAGCCUACGAAUACCAACAGCAAGGAAUGAUUAAAUUGAUUCAAGGAGCUCUGUAUUUGGUGGCGUUCCAAAUUGGAGGAAGCGUGUUCAGUAUGAAGUAUAUGCUGUCAGACGAGUUUUCGGAAAAUUCCUUCUUCUACAAACAUAUGUACUGCGGACUUUGGGCCCAUUUUGCACUGUACAAAUAUAUUGCAUGCUGGUUACUGACAGAAGCCGCCUGCAUCAGGUUCGGGCUAUCGUAUAAUGGAAUGGAGAUACCUGCCGGCGGCCUGUUGCCUAUAUCCAAAUGGGACGGAUGCAACAACAUCAAACUUCUUCGAUUCGAAGGUGCCACCAAGUUUCAGCACUAUAUUGACAGCUUCAACUGCAAUACUAAUCAUUUCGCCGCAGAAUACAUUUACAAGAGACUUAAGUUCCUAGGCGACAGGAACCUAAGCCAACUUUUAACUCUUCUCUUCCUUGCAAUCUGGCAUGGCAUAAGGUCAGGUUAUUAUGUAACAUUUUUUAACGAAUUCAUAAUAAUUUACAUGGAAAAGGAAUUAGAAUCUAUACUUAAAAAAACGAUAAUAUAUGAAAAAAUGUGGUCAAAUGUAUUCAUUAAGUAUUUGAUGUACAUUUUGCUCAAAAUGUACACAAUUAUAUUCAUGGGCUGGAGUCUUGUACCUUUCGAUGUUAAGGUGUAUUCGAAGUGGUUGAAUGUGUAUUCUAGCCUAUAUUUUUCAGGAUUUUUGCUGUUUUUGCCUUGGGCUUUCGUUUAUAAACCUCUCCUGAUAAAAGCCAUUCACUAUUAUCGCAUUAAGCGAGAAGCAGCAGAAAAAAUAGAUUGAGGUUAACUAUGAGAAAACUAAUUGGCACUUUUGAAAUAUAUUUUAUUUUUAGUUCCUAGAGAUUGCUAGUGUUAGUCUACUUGUAAUCAUUUGCGAACCAAUUUCAUUGUUAUUGUUUGUUAAUUUAAUUGGCAACGUUAUACUUUCAAAACUUAAAGUAGGUACCUAGAUACCUAGAUAUUUUGUAAUAACGGCCUGUUGCCGAUGUCCAAGUAGGACGGAUGCAAUAACAUCAAACUCCUGCGAUUUAGAGGUGCCACCAAGUUUCAACACUACAUUGACAGCUUCAACUGCAAUACUAAUCAUUUCGCCGCAGAAUACAUUUACAAGAGACUUAAGUUCCUAGGCGACAGGAACCUAAGCCAACUUUUAACUCUUCUCUUCCUUGCAAUCUGGCAUGGCAUAAGGUCAGGUUAUUAUGUAACAUUUUUUAACGAAUUUAUAAUAAUUUAUAUGGAAAAAUAAUAAGAAUCAAACUGAAAAAAACGAAAAUAUAUGAAGAAAUGUGGUCAAUUGUAAGAUAUACAUUUUGCUCAAAAUGUACAUAAUUAUAUUCAUGGGCUAUAUGAGUCUCGUAAAGUUGCAAAAUAACAUAUUGUUGCAAAGAGUUCAAAUCACAUAAGAGAAGAGUCUCGAUUUCCCGUUUCCUGCUAUGAUUUCCGCAACGGUUUAUGUCUCAUAAUAUUAAAAAUAUAUAUAUUAUGAGACAUAGAUGUUUAGAGCGUCUUGGCGCAAAAUGGUCUUUUUCUCACAAUGUCCAUUUCUCUUAAUGUCCUCCUUAAUGUUUUCUCAAAAUGUCCAUAAUAAAAAAACUUUUUUAUUCAGUUGCUUAUCUAAAUUAUCAUCAAAAACACGCAAGGAUAUUUUGUCAAUUUUUCAAAAAAUCCCCUUCGCAAGGAAUCGUCUGGGUAUUUUUGUAAUAAGCCCCAUAUUUUUAUGCAUAUUAGAUAAUACAUUCAAUAAUAAACCUAAAUUGUGACAAUGCAAAGCUAUAUCAUUACAUGUAUAUUUCUAAUAUAAUGCGUUAUGAGAGAAGCUUGUAGAUUUGUUUUUCCAUUUGAUAAACUUACGGCUUAUAUGCAAAUAUUUUGUCUUGUAAAUUAAUUAUUUUUAAAGAGAAAGUGCAUAAUAAAUUGUGGAACGAUUUCAUUCAAGUACAAAUAGCGCAGCCUUAUUGCACUCGAUGAUAUUGUGUUAUAUUUUUUAUGCUGUGACUGGCUUAAGGCCUGUUUUUAUUUUUAUUUUAUUUGGGAAACAUACAAUGUUGUGAGCAGGUAGGAAAACAUUUUGCAAACAUAAUAUCUAUACCUUACAUAUUGUUAAAUAUAAAACAAAGUCCUCAGCCGCGUCUGUCUGUCCGCGGUAAACUCAAAAACUACGGAGCGGAUUUUCAUGCGGUUUUCACCAAUAGAUUGUGUGAUUCUUGAGGAAGGUUUAGGUGAAUAAUUUAUUAUGUUUUACCCGAGCGAAGUCGGGACGUGCGGCGUUUAUAAUAAUUUACAUUUGUUUCAAAUUAUUUAUUUAAAAAAUAUGAGCAUGAAAUUUAAAUUAAUAAACCGUUCUCUUGUUUUUUUUUAGAAAAUAGAAAUACUGCUUACGUUACGAUCAAACAUUAUCAAUAUACUCAAAAUUAAUAGAAAUGAGUUAUAAUGAGGCGUUGUGCGUAACGCUUAACGACUUGUUAAAGUAAUAAUGUGUUAAAAAUUAAUUAAUUUAAAUCCUUUUGUAAUGGUUAUAUGUGAUAUGUUUAACGUGUCUGUUUCAAUGUACGUAUUCUUUAUUUACGUUUAUUAUUAAGUAGAUCGUAUUAGUGCGAGGGGAUAAUUUAAGUGUGCGCACAUUAGAUCAUCUUUAAUAGUAUUUUCUUAUGCCAAAUUAUUCAAUUUAUUUAGAGAAUUAAAUUUAAUCAUCUUUAUAAAAUUCUUAUAAUAUAUUUACUAUAAUUUAAUUUUAUUAAAAUAACAAUGUAAGAUUUAAUGAAUUUAAAUAGCAGAGGUUUUACCUAAUUACUGGAAUAAACUUUGCAAUAUAUUAUUAUUUUUAUUAA